Messenger RNA from Tyto alba (common barn owl), 1977 nucleotides. RefSeq lists its product as uncharacterized. The transcript is spliced from 3 exons. Lineage: Eukaryota; Metazoa; Chordata; Aves; Strigiformes; Tytonidae. Bases 296 to 1402 code for a protein of 368 amino acids. The record is from RefSeq and is a predicted model, not a curated record.
CAAGAGGGAGAGAGAGGCGGGCUCAGGCUCUUGGCACUUGCUGGGGAUCGCCCAGGGGGAGAUCCUGCCUUCGCCGCGCUCCCUGCCAGGCUUGCCUCAAGGGCCAGCGUGGGAGCUGGGCGGCAGCCGAGGCAGAAGCAGCUGCGGCACGCGAGCAGCAGACUGUAAAAGCAGCUGUGGGCAGGCUGGGGGGUGCAGAGCACCUGUACGGUGUCGCGUCCCUCGGCGAGCUAGCGCGUUUGGUCAGCCUUGAAGUGGAGAGGAGCAGGAGCGUGCUUAGUGCAGGCAAGCUUCGAUGGCGUGGGCAACACGGUUCUUAAAAGUUUUUUUUUUUUCCGUGAAUACGUCAAGUGAUGUUUUUCACAGCUUUCUCUGUCAGCCAAAUGUUGAGGGUUCUUGUGGCGCAGCGAAAGGCUUGUCCUUGUCACUGCCUUGUCGCUUGGGGUCCCUGCUCCGGAGCGUGGGGACACGUGAACUGCUUUGGGAAACAUCCCUGGCUAGGAUGUGCCUUUGGCUUCCCGGCCUCGUUCUCGGAAGCAGCUCAACUGUUCUGGCUGAUGCUUUUCCAGAAUUUCAGCCUGAUGCAAACGAAGCGGCCCGUUUCCAAGCCGCACGUUUAGAUGUCUGGCAAAGCGACAAGCAGAUGAAGAGCCCUGUGGUAGGGAGUGCCGAGCGGUCUUCUCUGGGCACGCAAAUGCUCGGCACAGCUUUACUUUCUCGUGCUCUGCAGAAACCUGUGGGGUUUUCAGUCCUCUUCCCCACAUCCCCAGAUCCUCUGGGCUCUUUUCAGCCUCCCUUGGCCAGGGUCCUCGGUGGUUGCUUUGAGUUACCGUUUAUACCAUGGGAGAUCCUUUGGCCCCAGUCACUGUGCAAGCCCAGAAGGAAAAGAGGUUUUAUUCCCAUUCCGUCGAUUUUUUUUCUUACCUUUACCCUAAACCACGUGUUCUCAAAGACCUGCUCCGCUCCGUCUCCUGCUGAGGAACCCACUUUUUCCCUUUGUCUAGCUAUAUAUAGAGAUCUCGUCAUUGUACUGUCUGAGCUUCCCCAGGAAGUCUUUCCCAGUGAUCUGGACGAGGGGAUCGAGUGCACCCUCAGGGAGUUUGCAGAGGACACGGAGCUGGGCGGGAGUGCUGACCCGCUGGAGGGCAGACAGGCUCCGCGGCGGGAUCUGGACGGGCUGGAGCGAUGGGCCGAGGCCGAUCGCGUGAGGUUCAGCAAGGCUCAGGGCCGGGUCCCGCGCCUGGGGCACAACAGCCCCGCGCGCCGCGGCAGGCUGGGGGCCGAGCGGCGGGGAAGCAGCGCGGCGGGGAAGGACCUGGGGGUGCUGGUCGACAGCCGGCUGGAUAGGAGCCGGCAGGGCGGCCAAGGCGGCCAACGGCACCCUGGCUUGUGUCGGCAGUAGCGUGGCCGGCGAUCCUCCCCCUGCCCGCGGCACUGGGGAGGCCGCACCUCCAAUACUGGGCUCAGUGUUGGGCCCCUCACCCCAGGAAGGACCUUGAGGGGCUGGAGCGCGCCCAGAGAAGGGCAACGGAGCUGGGGAAGGGUCUGGAGCACGAGUGCUGUGAGGAGCGGCUGAGGGAACGGGGGGGGGCUCAGCCUGGAGAGGAGGAGGCUGAGGGGAGACCCGAUCGCUCGCUACAGCUCCCUGGAAGGAGCCUGGGGAGAGGUGGGGGUCGGUCUCUUCUCCCAAGCAACAAGGGACAGGACGGGAUGGAACGGCCUCAGGUUGUGCCAGGGGAGGUUUAGAUCGGAUAGGAGGGGGAAUUCCUUCCCGGAAAGGGCUGUCAAGCACUGGCACAGGCUGCCCAGGGCAGCGGUGGAGUCGCCGUCCCUGGGGGGAUUUAAAAGCCGCGCGGAUGCGGCGCUGAGGGACGUGGUUGAGUGGUGCCGUCGGCAGUGCCCGGGUACCGGUUGGACCCGAUGAGCUGAGGGGUCUUUGCCAACCUAAACGAUUCUCCCGUGUCGGGAGGGCCGGGC